AUGAGUGCAGACCCUCUCCUACCCAUCGCCCCGGCGAGGGUCAAGGCACUCGUCCUCCCAGUCGGCCGCAUCAAGCGCCCGCGCUUCGCCUCUUUCGUCGAGAGGUUCAACAGCGAACAUGUCGUGCACCUCUGCGACAUCACGCCCGACGGGCGGCCGAACCGGAGUAUGCAUCCCCGCGAUGACUCUGUACGGUACAGGAACGCUGACGACUCGUUUGCAGACAUGUUCUCGCCCUUGGCCUUCCCGGACGGCGCGAUAUUCUACGAGCUCGUGACCCACCUGCCUCCGCCCUCACAUCUCGCGCUUUCGCCCUUUGAUCACUAUAGGGAACCCCUCGUUGUGAUCGCGGUAGCAGACGGCACAGAGCUAGGGAGCUCGGUCUUCAGCAAGAGGCAUUCAGGCGGAGGGCGGUCGCCAGAGGAACGAAACAUACGCAACCUCGAACAGGAUCUCGAAGACCUGCGGGAUGCAUACCCCAAAGUGCUGGUGCACCAGCUCGUGAUAUUCGACUAUGAAGCUCCCGAGGACAGCCCGAUACAUAUACCGGAGGGCCUUGCCACUAUUCCUCCACCGGAGAAGUGCAAGAGGACGACCAUGAAGACCCUGGUCUGCAAUAUAUCGUCGCUUUUGUUGGCCGAGAUGACCGGGGCCGCAAAGUCCUUCGAGGCGAUGUCCUAUAUCGAGUCGCCGGGGCAGUCCUCGUCAGCUCGCCAUAUGAACGGAAAGUCGUGGCAGGGUGACGAUGCAGGGUUGUCGCGGCGCAACUCGCAACACAGCCUUCCGACGAAUACCCGGUCCAGCUCGGCGAGCGGAGUGGCAGACCAUCGCAUGUCGAUGCCUGUGCCUCCCAAGGGCGCGCCGUUCGGUUCAACUAACUCGUCGCCGGGCAGGCCUUCCACCCCGGUGAAGAGCGGUCUCUCUAACCCGCCGACGACAUUUGACGACAUGACCAAUGGGACUCACACGGAGCCGUCGAGCCCAGACCACGGCGUGCCACACCGUCCAAUGGCCGACGACGGCUUCAGGACGCAAAGUCAGGACCGAGUCACGGUGCAGGGGUUUGGGCCAGGCGGCCUCAACGAAAGAUGGAGGAACAAGGGCAAAGGGAGAGUGCUGAUUGUCAUGGGCUCCCUCUACCUGCAAGCAGGACGAUGGACCGACGCCCUGAAGGAGCUCAUUGAGGGAGCCGCCGUUGCCAAGUCUAUCAAUGACCAUCUCUGGCACGGCAAGGCUCUCGAGCUGAUCGUCAUUUGUCUGCUCUUACUGGGUUGGAAGGGCAUCGAGUUCACAAUCCCGAGCAUCUGUCUCCCUCCGGCAGACAAGCCCACAACAUCCGCGACGCAGCUGCAAGAGGCAGAGAAGAUGGACCCGGAGCAACCCAAGUGGCUUCGCAACUUGCAACUAAUCCUGCCCGACCUUCUCGAGCGCAAUCUGGCUCUGUACUCUAGGAUAUCUGCAGAGCAUCUGCCGCCCCUGCCAUUGGCAGAGACGACCAUCAGGUUUUGCAAGAUCCUGUCGGCACUCCACCUGGCCGAUGGGAAAUUGGGCGAUGACUUUCUCAAGAUGGUCGUACUUGGCCAGUACCCGGCCAAGCAGCUGACGAGCUCACCGCGAGUGACGGUAGUUCCACCACGGACUAGUAUCGUGAAUAUGCUCUUCAAGGCAUUCCCCAUUUCGGCCACCGAACUACUGACUACCGUCGAUCGUAUCGUCAUAUUGAGCGGUAUUGCCUCGGUUCUCAACGUCCUUGGCUUCCAGAGGAAGAAGGCCAUGGUUGUCCGCGAGCUUGUAUCUAUCUUGAUAGGGGGGCUGGCAGAAGCACGGACUAGAGGUGCAGCUGAAGUCGGUAUUCAUCCUGCCGCAGGUCUUGUCUCACUGAACAACCUAGGCGCGGGAGGGGGCGGGAGUGGCUCAGUUGCAUUGCAGCUCGGGGAGGGCGAUACUGAGCAGGGCAUGGACGCAUUCCUCGGGCUUCUGCUGAAGACCUAUGGAGUCAUCGAAUUCGACUCUGGGGCGGUAACUGAUGACGAUUCCGAUGCAUCAGCCAUCACGAGGAUACAGAGGCAGUCGAUUGCAAGAGCGUUCGGUAUGCGGAGCGUCAAGCUCAACAUCCUCCGCGCCUGCAUCAACUUCUCCGAGGCUCUCCCCGACUUCCAAGGGGUGCUGAAGUUCUCAAGCGAUUUGCUGAGAACCGCAGGCAGUGGAGUCGCUCCGGGACCGCGCCGAGAAGAUGCCUCGCCGGCCAUCACCAGGGACGAGCAGGUCCGGCUGGCCACAAACAUAUCCAAGACGUCUAACCUGUCCAAGAGGCUCGGCCUUGGCCACCUGACUGCAGAGUACUGGGAUGAGUUCCUCCUGAGGGGUGUCAAACUCGAGCCUCUCCCUGCCGUGCGCACGCCAGUGGAGCACAAGAAGAGCGAGCUGGCAGGGGCGUCAACUGCACGAACCUCGCAGGAUGUCGACCCCUUCAUCCACAACCCUUUCUUGAAGCAGCCGAGUAGAGCUGCCCAGAGCCAGACCCUGGUUGCCGAGGAGGCUGCAGUGUUCAAGCUCACCUUGCAGAAUCCCUUUGAGGUCGAGGUGGAUGUUGAGAGCGUGCGACUGUGUACGGAGGGUGUCGAGUUCGAGUCGGCAAUUGAGAGCACGACUAUUGGCGCAUACCGCACCCAGCUCCUUAAGAUCUCCGGGACGCCAAAGGCGGCGGGGUCUCUGCACAUCACGGGAGCCAUUGUCAAGAUACGUGGCUGUCGAGAGCGGCGGUUUCCCAUCUUCCCCCAAGCGUGGGCCCCCGAGAAGUCGACCAAAAUCAAGGCGAUCGGCCUGGCUUCUCUCGAUCGAGAGCUCUCUGCUCCUGCCUCGGCCGAGGGGUUGCCACUCAAGACUGAGCACCUGAGCUUGAACGUUAUCGCCGAGCAGCCUACUGUAGUGGUCAAGUCUACCACCCUCGCUCAGUCUUCGGUUAUGAUCCUGGAGGGCGAGCGGCAGCUCUUCUCUGUCACACUGGAGAACCUGUCCGAGACUACACCCGCUGAUUUCCUUCUCUUUUCCUUCCGGGACUCAACCCAGGAACCAUUGCAGACGGCCCUGGCAAAGCGCGACGCCACGCCAGCCGAGCUAUACGAGUACGAGCUCAUCUUGGCCAAGAAGCAGGCUCUGCGUAUCCGCAAAGGCAAGGAGAGAAAACGCUUUAUCGGCCCUGGGGAGACCGCCACCUUUGAGUUUGAGAUCCUGGGCAAGCCUGGGCUCACGAAUGGUGUGAUACAGGUUGACUACGCCUACCUGGGCAUGUCACCGGACGAGCUCUCGACGGCCAAAUUCUACACGCGCCAGGUGUCGCUGCAGCUCACCAUAACUGUGAACGCAAGCGUGGAAGUCGCAAGGAUGGACAUUUUACCCCUGCACGGCAGCAUCCCGCGACCGCUGUGGGCUCGCGGUGGGUACAAAGACGGGCAGAGCAAGGACUUCACUGCCGAAGAUUACUGUCUUUUGCUGCUCGACCUGCGCAACGCGUGGCCUAGUAACAUGCAUGUUCAGCUCGAAGGCGAUGACGGGGCACUGGUCGAGGAGCAUAUCCUCCCAGGUAACUCUAGUCGAGUCAUGGUGCCCCUGAAACGGAUCUACCUGGAGGAUCCGCAUGCUCCCAUCCCGGCGCUGAACCCUUCGCGGCAACGGCAGUUCGUGGUCAGCACUGGCAAGAUCUCGCCGGACAUGGAACGGGCGAACCGGGAGUCCUUCUGGUACCGAGAGAAGAUCUUGGACAGUCUCAAGGGGACCUGGAAGACGACGUCCGGCGCGAGCAGGACCGGAAGCGUCGAGCUCAGGAGCAUGAGGUUGACAGCGCCGAUGAUUGAGGCCAUCAAGAUUGACGAAGUCGGCAUCGAUAUCUCUGUCGGCGAUAGCCCGACACAGGACCCCUCGGGCAAGAGCGUCGCCUACGUGGACGAGUUCACACAAGUCAAGGUGCACAUUACGAACCGGACGGAGCAACCUAUCUACCCGACCGUGCGGCUCAUACCGGCGCUCUGCCACCGGCCCCUCAAUGUUGCGCUCGACUUCACACGCAAGAUCGCAUGGAACGGGAUCGUGCAGCAGAGCUUGCCUCUGCUCGAGGCCAAGAGCAGCACGGACGUCACUAUCGGGAUGACAGUCUUGUGCAGAGGCGAGUUCGAGAUCACGGCGUCGGUGGAGGAGACGCGGCUCUGGAUACCCCGGACAGAGGCGGAGGAGAAGAGGAGGCAAUCUACGCGCCCGCGGUCCGAGACGGAGACGAUGAUGGACGCGGCGCUGGGAGCAAGGGAGAGGCGGGUGUGGCACACUAGACAGCCUUGUCUUUUGAUGGCCAGGGACCGGGAGUGA
Messenger RNA from Thyridium curvatum, 4359 nucleotides. RefSeq lists its product as uncharacterized. Lineage: Eukaryota; Fungi; Ascomycota; Sordariomycetes; Thyridiales; Thyridiaceae. The record is from RefSeq and is a predicted model, not a curated record. Gene Ontology annotation, cellular component: trans-Golgi network. The coding region runs from base 1 to 4359 and encodes 1452 amino acids. The transcript has a single exon.